AUGAGGGAGUUUUUUGCUUAUAGAAUUCAAGAUAGACAUAACAAGUUUUCUCUAAUUCUUAAUGCAAGAAGGUUGUUUCAGCAGUUUUUAGUUGAUGCCUACACAAUGAUUGAAAGUGAGGCUCUCAACUUCAUACGUUUUCAGCAAAUCAAACUGAGAUCUGACUCACUUAACAGUCUUAAAAAUGUUCAAGAGGUUGGUCAGAGUGAUUUGAGUCAUACCGGACAACCUGUUAUAUUACCGUCAUCGUUUACUGGUGGUUCUCGAUACAUGAUGCAAAACUAUUUGGAUGCUAUGGCGUUAUGUCGGAAUUAUGGGUAUCCUGAUUUCUUUAUCACUAUCACAUGUAAUCCGAAAUGGCCUGAAAUUGUUAGAUUUAUCGGUGACUCAUCAAUUAAGCCAGAAGACAGACCUGACAUACUUUGUCGAUUGUUUAAGAUGAAACUCGAUGAAUUGAUAACUGAUUUGAAGCAAAAAAAAAUUUUUGGUGAUAUUAAUGCAGUUGUUUACACAGUUGAGUUUCAAAAGCGUGGAUUGCCACAUGCACACAUUUGCUUAUUUAUGAAAGCUGAUCAUAAGCUUCCUACGGUUGAACACAUUGAUCCAUUUAUCUCAGCUGAAAUUCCGGAUAAAAACGAGGAUCCUGAGUUGUAUUCUCUUGUGAGUGACUUUAUGAUUCAUGGUCCUUGUGGACAUGCCAACAAGAAAUGUCCAUGCAUGGUUGGGAACCGUUGUUCUAAGAAUUUUCCAAAGAAGUUUUUGGAAUCCACUUCCAUUGAUUCUGAUGGAUUUCCCGUUUAUAGGAGAAGAGAUUCUGGUCACACGGUUGUGAAGAAGGGUGUUACUUUGGACAAUAGGAGCGUAGUUCCAUACAACAAAAAGCUUCUAAAAAGGUAUCAGGCGCACAUCAACGUCGAGUGGUGCAAUCAGGCGGGUUCAAUUAAGUAUUUGUUUAAAUAUAUUAAUAAAGGACCUGAUCGAGCCACGGUAGCUGUUUUUGAUUCAGACAGGGGUCCAGAUGAGGAGAUCCCAAAAGAUGAAAUUAAAGAAUAUUACGAAGCUAGAUAUGUUUCCGCAUGUGAAGCAAGCUGGAGAAUAUUUGCCAACGAGGUUCAUUAUAGGUAUCCUUCUGUCAUGAGAUUACCUUUUCAUCUACCAGGACAACAAAAUGUUGUAUUUAGUUGUGACGACGAUAUUGAGGAUGUCUUACACAAACCUCAAGUAAAUUCUUCGAUUUUCUUAGAAUGGAUGAAGAUGAACAAUUCUAAGCCUGAAGCAAGACAACUUACAUAUGUUCAGUUUCCUUCAAAAUAUGUGUGGAAGUUAAAAGAUCGUUGCUGGCAGCCACGUCAAAAUUAUGUUGUUAUUGGGAGAAUAUAUUCUGCGUCUCCUUCUCUUGGUGAGGCUUAUUAUCUAAGAAUUCUUCUUACCAAGGUUAAAGGACCAAGGUCAUUUGAAGAAAUCAGAACAUAUGAAGGUGUUGUUUAUCCUACUUUUAGGGAUGCGUGUUAUGCACGUGGCCUGUUAGAUGAUGACAAUGAAUAUAUCGAGUGUAUUAAAGAAUCCAGUUUCACUGGUAACGCUCAUUAUCUUCGUUCUUUGUUUGGAACACUACUUUUGUCUAAUACUCUUUCAAGACCUGAAGUUGUUUGGGAGAAAACGUGGGAGCUAAUGUCCGAGGACAUUUUAUACAAUAUGCGUAAAGAUAGUGGCAUGAGCGGAUUCGUUGUAUCAGAUGAACGUUUAAAGAAUAUAACAUUGACCAAGAUCGAAAAAUUUCUUCUUCGUAAUGGAUCCAGCUUGCACAGGUUCUCAACGAUGCCUUAUCCUGAUGAUGACUAUCUAAUGACCGAGAGCAACCGUUUGAUAAACGAGGAGCUUUCGUUUGACAUUGAUGAACUUAGGGGUGAGUUCAAUAAUCUGCACAACUCUCUAAACGAAGAUCAAAGAGCAGUGUAUAAUGAAAUUAUGCAUGCUGUUAGAAGUGGAAAGGGGGGUGUGUUUUUUGUGUACGGUUAUGGUGGUACGGUCAAGACUUUUUUGUGGAAAACUUUAGGUGCAUCCAUUAGAUCCACUGGACAGAUUGUUAUUAAUGUUGCUUCAAGUGGUAUUGCAUCUUUGUUGCUAUCACGAGGUCGUACUGCCCAUUCACGAUUUCAUAUUCCUAUUAAUCUCAACGAAGAUUCGGUCUGCCAUAUCAAGCCUAAUACUGAAGUCGCUAAUCUUCUAAACCAAGCCAAGUUGAUUAUUUGGGAUGAGGCACCGAUGGUACACAAACAUGCUUUUGAGGCUCUUGAUCGUACAAUGAAGGAUGUUUUGAGUGUAUUUGAUUCACGAAAUUCAGAACUUCCAUUUGGUGGAAAAGCUAUUGUCUUUGGUGGUGACUUUAGACAAAUCCUACCGGCUGUACAAAAUGGAAGCAGGCAAGAUAUUGUAAACGCAUCUUUAUGUUCAUCCCAUAUCUGGUCCCACUGCAAGGUGUUAAAGUUGACAACAAACAUGCGUUUAUCGGUAGGAUCCAGUACCUCAAACAUCGAGGAAAUAAAUCAAUUUGGUAAAUGGCUUUUAGAGAUUGGCGAAGGCAAUGUUGGUCAUUCUAACGAUGGUGAUUCACAUAUUGAAUUACCUGAUCAUCUUUUGAUAACUGAUGAGAAUGAUCCGAUUCAGGCUUUGAUUGACUUUGUAUAUCCUUCAGUUUUGGAUCGUUUUAAAGAGCGUCACUACUUUUCUGAAAGAGCUAUACUCGCUCCUAAGAAUGAAGUUGUUCAUGAUAUAAAUGAUCGUUUGCUUGAAUUGUUUCCGGGUGAAGAGGUAGAGUAUCUUAGCUCUGAUAGUUUAUGUCCUACUGAGGAUAUUAAUGAUCCGUUACAUCAAGAUUUAUAUAAUCCAGAUGUGUUAAAUAGUGUGAAAGUUUCUGGAUUACCAAAUCAUAGAUUGGUAUUGAAAUUGGGUGUUCCGGUAAUGCUUUUGAGGAAUAUUGACCAGCAAAACGGUUUGUGCAAUGGUACGCGUCUUCAAAUCACACGUCUUGGUAAACGUGUUAUCGAGGCUGAGAUAUUAUCUGGAAGUAAUGUCGGUUCAAGAACUUACAUCCCAAGAAUUAGCAUGAUACCAUCUGACAAAAAAAUACCCUUCAAGUUUCAACGAAGGCAGUUUCCAAUAACCGUAUGUUUUGCGAUGACUAUUAACAAAAGUCAAGGACAAUCUCUAUCCAGAGUUGGUCUAUACCUUAGAGAUCCCGUGUUCUCACAUGGUCAGCUUUAUGUUGCUUUGUCGAGAGUAAAGACUAAGGAUGGCGUUAAGGUUCUAAUAUUCGACAAAGAUGGGAGACCAACAAACAAAACUGCAAACGUUGUUUACAAAGAAGUUUUUGGGAAAUUGUAG
This is a messenger RNA of Helianthus annuus (common sunflower), 3384 nucleotides long. RefSeq lists its product as uncharacterized. The coding region runs from base 1 to 3384 and encodes 1127 amino acids. Gene Ontology annotation, biological process: DNA repair; telomere maintenance. The transcript is spliced from 3 exons. Gene Ontology annotation, molecular function: DNA helicase activity. Lineage: Eukaryota; Viridiplantae; Streptophyta; Magnoliopsida; Asterales; Asteraceae. The record is from RefSeq and is a predicted model, not a curated record.